AUGGCCUCCCUCGCCUUCGGCCAAGCCCACGGCGUCGUGGUUGGCCUCAAAUCAGUUUCAGACGUGAAACCGCGUCGCAUUCACGGGCUCCCAAAGCGUGAAUGGGACAAUGUUCGCGGCGACUCACCAGAGCUCGGUGGCUACUGUACUCACGGCUCAAUUCUUUUCCCAACAUGGCACCGCCCCUACUUGGCCAUGAUGGAGCAAAGCAUCUACAACACCGUGCAACAAAUUGCCGCGCAGUUCGACGAUCCCAAGUACCGCCUGGCAGCUGACAAAUUCCGGCUCCCGUACUGGGACUACUUCCAUCCCCGCGAGCAGAAGAACACCGUCUUCCCCGGCAUCGGUCCAGGCGGGAAAACAUCCUUCCCCUACGACUUCCGCCUGCCUUCCGUCCUGAAAGAGGCGCAAUUGAUGGUCUACAGGCCCAAGACCCAGGAGCCCAACGACGAGAAGUGCCUGGUGCCCAUGGACAACCCGCUCAAGACCUUCAAUUUCCCCACCAAAAACAGCAUCACCACCGACGAGUGGCAAGUCAUGGAGCGAGAAGCAGCCGCCAAGGCCGAAGGCGGACGCAGCGACACCGUCUCGCAAACCCACACCGUACGGCAUUCCCGCCCCGGCGGCGACCGCGAGGUCGACGACUUCGAAGCGCUCGACGUGGCGCUGAACAAAGACCGCGAGGCGGAGCUGCGCGUCAUGCUCGACCUGAUCGAGGCGGCGCCGUACGCCGACUACCGCAACUUCGCCACGUCGGCGCUGCAGAGGGACAUGCGGAACCCGACGAACGGGUCGCUGGAGGACUUCCACGGGUCGUACCAUGUCAACAUCGGCGGCGCCGGGCACAUGUCGCGGAUCCCGGUGGCGGCGUUUGAUCCGGUGUUUUGGCUGCAUCACUGCAACAUCGACCGCGUCUUCGCCAUCUGGCAAGCCCUCCACGACGACUUCAUCACCGACCGCGCACCCGCUGCGGGCAUCCCCAACGCCUUCACGAACCUCUACCCCUUCCGCCGCGCCAUCGUCAACGGCGAGGAGCACUUCUGGAACAGCAGCGACGCCCGCGACCACCGCCAAUUCGGCUACACCUACCCGGACAUCGAAGUCGGCGGCAACAAGCAAGUCAUCCUCGCCAACUUCGACGCCAACUACCGCUGGAGCCUGCAGCGCCAGCAGCGCGGCUACGGUGGUGGCCUCGCCAACAUCCCUGAAGCUAUGCGGCCCAAGGAUGUGAGAGCUGCGCAAGUGUUCCGCUACUCCGGCUCGGGCUUCUUGCCCGUCAGGAUGGUCGAGCAGCAGCCCGUCGUGACGACGGCGACGCACAAGAAGAGCGAUAGUGCCACGUACAGCAGCAGCACUACCUACGAGAGUAGCAGCACUUACGGGACCAACACGCCCAAGACCGAGUAUACCAGCGGAAGCCGCGAAACCAAGACCAGUAGCUACGGUGGUGGUGGCGCCCCACGCUGUUCCAGUUGCGGCGGUGGUGGCGGAGGUGGUGGUGGCGGAGGCUACAGCUCCGGUGGUUAUGGCGGCCAAACUGGCGGCUAUAGCGGGGGCGCACAGCCUCAGACCGGCGGAGGCUCGCACCACUGUUCCAGCUGCGGCAGCAGCAUGCCGAAGCCUGGUGGUGGUGGCGACUACAGCGGGCCCGUCAAGCCUCCUGGCGACUACGGUGGCCAUGUACCUCCUCGACCUGGCGACUACGCACCGCCGAGGCCUGGAGAUUACGGCGGCGGAGGAGGAGGAGGAGGAGGUGGUGGUGGUGGUGGGCCUGGACCUGGUUCCUACAGCGGUGGUGGGGGACCCAGACCUGGCGACUAUGGUGGCGGAACAAAGCCGGGCGACUACGGUGGAUCUCAGCCUCAACCAAGCAGCUACGGCGGUGGCCAACCACAACCCAGCAGCUAUGGUGGUGGUCAGCCUCAGCCCGGCAAUUAUGGUGGUAGCCAGCCUCAGCCUGGCAGUUACGGUGGCAACGUGCCCAAGCCCGGAGACUACAGCGGUGGACCCAAACCAGGCGAUUAUGGCAGCAACGUGCCCAAGCCCAGCAGCUACGGCGGCGGUGGGGUACCCAAGCCCGGAGACUACGGCACUAACGUACCCAAGCCCGGCGAUUAUGCUGGUGGUGGUGGUGGAACCAGGCCAGGCGACUUCAAGCCCGGCAGUACCGUACACUGCUCCAGCUGCGGCAACAAAGUCAACUGUCCCAGCUGCGGCACCAAUGUCUACUGCAAAGAAUGCAGCAGCACCACGCGCUGCACCACUUGUGGCAGCAACGACCACGGCUCGCGUUGUAGCAGCUGCGGUAGCAACGCCCAUUGCAACCACCGGUGUGGUAGCAGCGGCAGCGGCGGCGGCGGCGGCCACCACCAUGGAGGCCACGAGGCUAGCGGCGGGCAUCAUCAUCACGGUGGCGGCCAUGAGAGCGGGGGCGGCACUUACAGUGGUGGUGGUAGCGGCGGCGGCAGCAGCACGCACUGUGGCAAGUGCGGCAGCAACACCCACCGGACCGAGGGCUGCGGCACCGGCGGCGGCAGCGAUCAGCCCAGACCCGGUGGUGGUGGCUACAGCGGCCACGGGGGACACGGGGGACAUGGCGGACAUGGCGGACAUGGCGGACACCACGGUGGACACCAGCCCCAGCCCGGCAGCAGCCAUGGCGGAUAUGGAGGAGGCGGCAGCCUGCCUCAACCCGGCAGCGGCUACGGAGGAGGAGGAGGAGGAUACGGGGGCACCAACCAACCGACGCCUGGCAGCUACAGUGGUGGCGGCGGGUACGACAGCCACGGCAGCCAGAACCGCGGCUUCCAGCCCAGCGGUGGAUCGGAGAGUCAGAACAUGGGCUUCCAAGGCGGCCAUGGCGAAAGCCAGAACAUGGGCUUCCAGGGCGGCAGCUACGACGAAAGCCAGAACCGCGGCUUCAACGAUGGCGGCCACCACCACCACCACGGUGGCGGCGCCGGCUUUGGCCACUACGAUGGCAAUACCCCUCAGAACACCGGCUUCCAGCCGCAACAGCACGGCCCGGAGCACGUGCCGUCGUUCCGCCGCGGGGACGAGAUCCUGUGCAACGAGCCGCCGGGCAGCCGGCUGGUGUUGCAGUGGUAUAUCGAUUCCGAAGUGAACAAAGACGCCCUCAACGGCGCCUUCACCAUCUACUUCUUCGUCGGCGCCACCCGAGACAUUCCCGUCAACGCCUCCGAAUGGCAGUCGUCGCCGCUGCUGGCGGGGCUGACGCACAUCUUCUCGGCGCCGCGCGAGGCGUGCGACAACUGCGCGCUGCAGUCGGCCGAGGGGCUGAAAGUGACGGGCACGUCGGCCAUCACGCCCAUCUUGCUGGACUACAUCGAGCAGCAGUCGGGUUGGGGGGCAGGAGGAGGAGGAGGAGGAGUCCAGCAGCAGCAGGGUAAUUUGCAGAGUCUGAGUCCGAAUGAUGUGGUGCCGUUUUUGCAGAGGAUGAUGGUUUGGAGGGUUGCGGAUGCCAACCGGAAACAAGCGCAGCCGGCGCAGGUGGCGGGCUUGCGCAUCUCGGUCAGUGCUACCAUCUCCGUCGUGCGGCCUGACUCGACCAUUCCGCAGUUCAGAGAGGCCAUGAAUUUCCCGGAGAUCACUGCCGGUCACCAGUCGGGAGAUCCAGCUGCUUGGUAG
Lasiodiplodia theobromae is the source of this 3648-nucleotide messenger RNA. Its product is annotated as Tyrosinase precursor. The record is from RefSeq and is a predicted model, not a curated record. Gene Ontology annotation, molecular function: oxidoreductase activity. The transcript has 8 exons. NCBI's taxonomy places the organism in Eukaryota, Fungi, Ascomycota, Dothideomycetes, Botryosphaeriales, Botryosphaeriaceae. Bases 1 to 3648 code for a protein of 1215 amino acids.